AUGGCUAAAGCCGAGUCCGAUCUCAAAUCCAUCCUCGAUGGCGGCUUCGAUCCUCACAAGUUCGCCUGGUACGAGCCGGAAUUGAUCGAAGUCCCUGAACCAGCAAAGUCUCUGCUAGAAAAGUACAGCAAAAUUCCGUCCGAACAAGUGGUGGACCAUGUGAAGAAAGUAGUGAGUCAUUUCCCAUUCUAUGGGGGUAUAGCCCAUGCUAACCAAGAUGGGAUGAUCCAGAGAGAUCGAGCAUUUGCUGUAUUCCCGUACCCUUGUAUUGGGUCAUUCCGGUUCCUGGAUUUGAGUAUCCCACAGUCACCGCUCUACCCUGAAAUCCUGGAUAGACUCAAGUCCGGCCAGAAGCUGCUUGAUGUCGGAUGUGCAGUCGGGCAAGAGCUGCGUCAACUAGUCUUCGACGGCGUCCCCUCUGAAAAUCUCUAUGCUUCAGACUUACGCCAAGACUUCUACGACAUUGGAUACGAUCUCUUCAACGAUCAUGAUCACCUCGAAGCCCAGUUUAUUGUAGCGGACAUAUUCGACGACAACUCCGAUCUAGUCAAGAACCUCACGCACAAGAUUGAUAUUGUGAACGCUGCUUCCUUCUUUCAUCUUUUCAACUGGAACCAGCAGCUCCUAGUUGCGAAGCGGCUUGUCGGGUUACUCCAGGAUAAAACCGGCUCCCUUUUAAUCGGGCGACAGAUUGGUCUAGUGAACCCCCCGCCUCCAGAAGAUAAGGAGGCCGCUGGGAAGCAUUAUCGUCAUGACCCUGCGACGUGGAAGAAAUUCUGGGAGCAGGUUGGUUGUGAAACGGGGACAAAAUGGGAGGUUGAGACUCGGAUGGAGAAGUGGGCUGGGGCGGAUAAGAUGAUGAAAGACUACCAUGAGGGGAUGGACACUUUCAAGCUGAGAUUUAGUGUUCGGAGGCUAUAG
Molecule: messenger RNA, 921 nt
Organism: Penicillium hordei
Lineage: Eukaryota; Fungi; Ascomycota; Eurotiomycetes; Eurotiales; Aspergillaceae
Exons: 3
Coding region: 1-921 (306 amino acids)
Source: RefSeq, a predicted model, not a curated record